CGCGGCUGCGUGGACGCGCAAUGUGUGUGGGACAUUGAGUUUACUGACUGACGUAGAGAACAGGUCCGUACUUCAGCCGGUUAUGCUGUUAUCACACUCCAAAUUGUUUCUCUCCAUCCAGUAACUUAUAAUGACAAGAUGAUUUUGCCUUCAGGCCUGUCAUGGUGUUCACAGAAAAUUCCAUAGACAAAGAUGAUGAUUUGACUUUAAUAUCAUGCCACAAUAGAUCUAAUAAGGGUCUUAGGGUUAGCCAAGAGAGAAGGAGACAAGGUUGAGGUUUCAUGGUACAUAUAUGCUAGUUAAAAACCAUGUAUAGUAGUGCACAGUCAGUUGGCCAUGCUGAGGCUAGUCCAGUGCAUUCCCCCAAUCUCCAUUCUUCUCCUAGAAUCAGUCACAGACGGGUAAAUGCUGGCAGAAGAGGAAGCGAGUGUGAGGGUGGCAGAAAGACUCUUUCUAUGGAGAAUAUCCAGUCCCUCAAUGCUGCCUAUGCAGCCUCUGGCCCUGUCUAUGUGAGUGACCAUGAGGCUCUAGCCUCCACUGCUUACCCAAAAGGCACCAUGACAUUGGGCCGCAGCACAAGCCGUGGAAAAUCUGCCAUAAUGGGCAGUACCCCCAACAUCAGCUCUUCCUUGGGGCAUCUUCAUUUAGAUUCAGUAGCAUAUGGAGAUCAUGGAGCCGUGUACCUCCUACCACAACACCAAUGGCCUUCUUCACCACUGUUGAGACAAGCUGUACGAAGUAUGGCCAGAAGAGAAGGAAAUCCCCUGAUAGAGCACCUAAAGGAAUUGCAAAUGGAUAACACCCUGUUACGGAGAGAGCUAGAUGUGAGAGACAGCAGUCUUGGCUCCUCAGUCAACAGUUUAAAAACCUUUUGGAGUCCUGAAUUAAAGAAGAAACGAGGGGUGAGAAAAGACAGUGCUGCAAAGACCUCCACAGUGAAGGAGAAGAUGAAUGUUAUGAAAGACAAAAACCAGAUGGCCAUCCAGGCUUUACAGGAUGAGCUUUGCACUCAGAGAGACUUGAAUGAGGUCCUGCAGCAAGAGAACAGUGCAAGCUCAUUAGGUUCACCUCCUGACUGUUUCCCUUACCUGGAACCCACUCAAGACAACUUCCAUUUUCUCCAGGCUGAGAAUGAACAGCAAACCAAGGAGCUUUUCCUUCUUAGGAAAACUCUGGAAGAAAUGGAGCAGCGCAUGAAAAAACAGAAGCAGACACUGAGUACCCGGGACGAAUCUAUCAAAAAGUUGCUGGAGAUGUUUCAAGAAAAAGUUCCUACCAGGUCUGGGCUGCCCGAUGAAGAAAGACUGAGAGUCUGCCAUUCUGAGGACAGGCUGGGUCAUCUGGGGGACAUCCUAGAGCUGAAAGAGAAGGAAAAUAAACAUGUAAGAGAGGACACCAAAAUUUCUUCACUGGAGCGAAACAUCCGUGAACUGGAAGAUGAGAUCCAGAUGCUGAAGACCAACAGUUUCCUGAACACAGACAACAAAGAUGAGAGGCUCAAGCAGAGUGAUGUUUACAAGAACCACUCCAAGUUCAUGAAGAGCAAGAUUGAUCAGCUGAAGCAGGACUUAUCAAAAAAGGAGUCAGAGAUGUUGGCCCUGCAGACUCAACUGGAGACUUUGACCAAUCAAAAUUCAGACUGUAAGCAGCACAUUGAGGUUUUGAAGGAGACCAUUACAGCAAAAGAGCAAAGAGCAACAAUCAUGCAGACAGAGGUUGAUGCCCUAAGGCUGCGCCUGGAGGAAAAAGAGUCCUUCCUGAAUAAAAAGAGCAAGCAGCUUCAGGAUGUAACAGAUGAGAAAAGCAUAUUAACUGGAGAAAUACGUGACCUGAAGGACAUGCUGGAGGUGAAAGAGCGCAAGAUCAUUGUGGUGCAGAAGAAGAUUGAAAACCUACAAGACCAGUUGAAGGAUAAGGAUAAGCAGUUGGCCUGUUUGAGGGACAGAGUGAAGUCUCUACAGACAGACUCCAGCAACACAGACACAGCCCUUGCCACACUUGAGGAAGCCCUCUCUGUAAAGGAGCGAGUGAUAGAGGAGCUCAGGGAGAAGAGAGAAGACUGGGAAAUGCAGGGGGAAAUGGAAGUCUGUAAGAAGGAGAACAAGGAACUGAAGGACAAGAUUACUUCCUUGGAGGCACAGCUCUUGGAGAAAGAGAGUCUGCUACAUGGAAAAUCAUUGGCCCCUGAAAGACAAGAGUCUUCACAAAUGAAUUCAGAGAUCUUAGAGCGAUUAAAAGCCCUUGAAAAUGAGAUGAUCUACCAUAAAGAGGAAUCUGGAAAAUCUAAGGCAGAGGUGAACAGACUUUUGGAAGUUCUUAGAGAGCUGGAGUCAGAGCGCACUGAAAAGGACAAGAUAAUCUCUGAACUUGAGAGACAAGUGAAGGAAUGGAGUAAUGAAACCCUGUCAAGUGUUAAACCCCCCCAGAUGGGAGAAACAAAAACCCCUACGCCAGAGGCUCAUGUUACCCAAGCUUCAGCGCAAGAGACGGCUGAGAAAAUCAAAGAGCUGGAGAAAGCUCUGCGAGAAAGCAUGACCACCUCUACUCAUAGAGAGGCUUUGUGGGUUCAGGAGGAGCAGGCACAUGCUCUAGCACAGAGACAGCUGGAAGACCUGAUGGCUGCAUUGGAGAAGACAAGACAAGAGCUGGAUGUGACAAAACAGCAGCUGUCCUCCACCCAAAAUUCUCUUGCUGAGAGAGAAACUCACCUGAGCAGCAUGAGGCAGGAACGUCGAAAACAACUGGAGGAAAUACUUGAAAUGAAGCAACAAGCCCUGUUGGCAGCCAUCAGCGAAAAGGAUGCUAACAUAGCUCUGCUAGAACUUUCUGCUCCUAAAAAGAAGACAAGCCAAGAGGAGGUGAUGUCCUUGAAAAGAGAAAAGGACAGGCUCAUGUACCAGCUCAAGCAGCAGACCCAAAGUAGGAUGAAGCUCAUUGCUGAGAAUUAUGAAGACGGUCACUUUUAUCCCCAUCAUCCUCAUCAUACACACCACGGUCAAGCUGAACACACUCACUAUCAUAGAUCAUCAAGAGGGCUGUCCACUCACAGCAAUCCUGAACCUGACCAACCUGAGCAACCUGAGCAGGAUGACGAAGAGGGCAUUUGGGCAUGAUUAUUGGUACGGCCUGGAAUGCUGCUCCUGUUCAGUUCAAAAGGGAAGUCUAACACUGAAGCUCUAUCUAUCACUGCACUAUCUCAUCCUUAUCUCUGCGAGGAGGGUCUCGUCUUUAACCUGGUGGAUGGGGAGGGGAUGGGGAGAAAGAAAAUACAGAGGAGAGGAGUGAAUGAUCAGAAGGAAGUGGGCAGAAAUCGCUAACAGGUGCUGCUCUUCUCAUCAGCUGCUCCUCUUCUGCUUCCUCACUGAAGCUCCUCAUCACUACUUGUACCAUAAUUGGGCUCUUUCACCGCCAUCAUUUACUCCAUCCAUACAACAUAUACAUCAAUACAUUCCUCCAUAACAUUUCCAGUGCAGUUAUUGCUUCAUUAUUAUUGGUGUUAUGAGUAUUACUAUGAAUAGUAACGUAAAUGUGAUGAUAGUUAUUAGCAUAUGAAAUGUUUUUGUUGUCCUUUUAUCCUGCUUUAUAAAAUUUAAAUGAAAUAAUGUUAAGCAUAUUAUUUUUUUUUGUUAUUGAAUGUUAUUAAAUGGCUAAUACAGUAUUCUGUUUCUCUACAAUAUCCCAUAGAAGCACUUGUUAAUGAUUGCAUGCUAAUCCAAGAUUCGCAUCACUGUUGUCUUUGAAGUCCGACAGAGUGGUGAUUCAUCUAGUGAUUCAUAGUGACAUAACAAACAGCAGCAACGUCUUAUAAGUCAGAUGUUUCUUUUCUUUUCCCUGCUGUACCCAGAUCAAACCUAGAGGAAAAUAUCUUACUUUUCUUCAACAGGCUGA
This is a messenger RNA of Tachysurus vachellii, 3888 nucleotides long. It is a transcript of the gene erc2, whose product is annotated as ERC protein 2. Lineage: Eukaryota; Metazoa; Chordata; Actinopteri; Siluriformes; Bagridae. The coding region runs from base 309 to 3113 and encodes 934 amino acids. Gene Ontology annotation, molecular function: structural constituent of presynaptic active zone. Gene Ontology annotation, cellular component: cytoskeleton of presynaptic active zone. The transcript has 18 exons. Gene Ontology annotation, biological process: neuromuscular synaptic transmission; maintenance of presynaptic active zone structure; regulation of synaptic plasticity. The record is from RefSeq and is a predicted model, not a curated record.